UUGAGUGACAGCGUUGCCGCUAAUUUUCAGGAGAUACGCUCUAUCUCUGGUUUUGAAGAUCAAGUGAAAGUUCUGAAGCGAGCAGGAUGAGUGGCUUUAAUUUCGGUGCCCCCGGCGGAUUUAACUUUGGUACGCCAAAGACCACGGCAGGGGCCGCCCCAGCUUCUGGCUUUGGGAUAUCCAGCAGCACUUCUUCUGCUGGGAGCGGCUUCACCUUCGGAACCCCCAACCAAGCUCAGCCCCCCGCUGCUGCUAAUCAGACCUCGGGACUCUUCUCAGGGCCUGCCCAGGGCAACACUGGCAACACGGGGGGCUUCAGCUUCGGCAACACAGCUCAAACCAGCGCCUCUGGGGGUGGUUUCUCCUUCGGGAAUACUGCUUCAAAGCUCAGCUUGAACACACCAGCAACCUCGCAGCCUGCCUCAACAGGGCUGACGCUGGGCACCGCGACCCCUUCGUCGGGGACAGGGUUCUCCCUCGGGGGGGCGCUCGGCACACAGACCACCAUGGCCCCCGCGGGUGGGGGGUUCACCUUUGGCACAGGCGGCACGCUAGGGACGGCCACAGCACAGAUCCAGGCCCAGCCUGCAGCGGGAGCAGCGACCGCGGGGUUCACCCUGGGUGGAGCCCCUGCUUCACAGGCAUCAGGGGGAUUCAGUUUUGGAGCCAAGGUCCAGACCGCCGCCAUCACCACAGCGGCCCCCACGUCCGCAGCCGGGGGCGGGUUCUCUUUUGGGACGAGCACCGCUGCCGCCCCUGCACAGCCCACUGCUACCCUCACCUUGGGGGGCCAGUCCACAGGUCUCACUUUGAGUGCUGUGACCCCAGCCUCAACCACUGCAGCUGCCCCAGGGGCCACCACACAGGGGGCAGGGUUCUCCUUCGGCAUCAAACCUGCAGCCACUCCAGCCCCUGCCACCACAGCCCCACCUAGCCAGGCUGUCCCUGCUGCAGCCUCUUCACUCUUCACAGCCCCUGCGGCAGCAACUGCUGCAUCAACGGCAGCUACAGGUUUCACACUGGGAGCAGCUACAACAGCUGCAGCCCCCGCGACCACCUCAGCCGGCGGCGGGGCCCUGGGCUUCAUGCUCAAGCCCCUGGGAGCCGCCACUACCAGCACGGCCACAACAGCUGCUGCCACCACUGGUACUGCCACAGCUUUUGCUCUGGGCACGAAGCCUGCAGGUCCCACUGCCACCGGCACCACAGCCCCCAUCACAGGAACGGCCACCUCUACCACUGCUGCCGCUGCCAGUGCGCCUCCGGUGAUGUCGUAUGCCCAGCUGGAGGCGCUCAUCAACAAGUGGAGUCUGGAGCUGGAGGACCAGGAGAGGCACUUCCUCCAGCAGGCCACACAGGUCAACGCCUGGGACCGCAUGCUUGUGGAGAACGGUGAAAAGAUUACAUCUUUACACAGAGAGAUGGAGAAGGUGAAGCUGGACCAGAGAAGGCUGGACCAGGAGCUGGACUUCAUCCUGUCCCAGCAGAAGGAGCUGGAAGAUCUGCUGUCUCCUCUUGAGGAGUCGGUGAAGGAGCAGAGUGGAACCAUCUACAUGCAGAACGCAGAUGAGGAGCGGGAGAGGACGUACAAGCUGGCAGAGAACGUGGACGCCCAGCUGAAGAGGAUGUCCCAGGAUUUGAAGGAGAUCAUCGAGCACCUCAACACAUCCAGCGGGUCGGCAGACACCAGCGACCCGCUCCAGCAGAUCUGCAAGAUUCUGAAUGCUCACAUGGACUCCCUGCAGUGGAUAGACCAAAAUUCAUUACUUCUGCAGAGACGUGUAGAGGAGGUGUCCAAGCUCUGUGAUAACCGGCGCAAGGAGCAGGAGAAGAGCUUUCGCAUCACAUUUGAAUAAUGCAAGUGUGCAGAAAAAAUGUAAAGAGAUUUUAUUGUGGAUGUACUCAUGUGUGAUCCUUAAUAUACUUGUUAAAGCAGCUUUUU
Molecule: messenger RNA, 1942 nt
Organism: Megalops cyprinoides (Indo-Pacific tarpon)
Lineage: Eukaryota; Metazoa; Chordata; Actinopteri; Elopiformes; Megalopidae
Gene: nup62l
Product: nucleoporin 62 like
Exons: 13
Coding region: 87-1856 (589 amino acids)
Biological process (GO): protein import into nucleus; RNA export from nucleus
Cellular component (GO): nuclear pore; nuclear pore central transport channel
Molecular function (GO): phospholipid binding; structural constituent of nuclear pore
Source: RefSeq, a predicted model, not a curated record